Molecule: messenger RNA, 401 nt
Organism: Drosophila sechellia
Lineage: Eukaryota; Metazoa; Arthropoda; Insecta; Diptera; Drosophilidae
Exons: 1
Coding region: 1-375 (124 amino acids)
Source: RefSeq, a predicted model, not a curated record
AUGAGUGAGUCCGCAUCUGCCGGAGGUGAAGACACAGACUCUGAAGGGGUUGCUGCCGUGCCAGUUCCCGAUACCACGCCUCGCGAUGCGGACGCCACAACUUCCGGAGCCCGGAUGAUGAUGCAACACCCAUUGUUGGCGGCAGCCGCAGUUGCCGUCUAUGCCACCAGAGUCAUAUGGGUCAAGUUGCGUGUGCUCCGGUUGGCCAAACAGUUGCGCCUCCAAAAGCAAAGAUUUAGGAUGUCUAAUCCCUGGCAGGACAAUGAAUCUGGCUCUGAGGCAGAGAGUGAUACCGAUGGCAAGGAAGGCGAUUCUGAUGAUUCUACAGAUACAGAUGUGAAUCGUAUUAGAAUUCGGGUUGGUGUGCCGCAAUAGUUUUUCAAGAUGAUUUUCGAAUUUAA